ACGAGUGGAGCCGAGCGCGGUGUGCAGCUAAGCUAGCUACGGACCGUGGCCAUGGGCGCGCACCUCAGCGAAUACACCGGCAAGGGCCCAUGCCACCGCGUACUCCGCCCAUGCCGCGUCGCGGACCCAGUUCCACCCAAGAUGGCACCACAGGUGCCCAAGCCCAGCGCCGGUCCGGUGGUGGAGGUGGAGGCUCCGUCGAGCUACGCCACGGCCGGCAAGGUCCUGUUCGUCGCGGCCGGGGCGUUCGCGGGCGUUCUCCUGGCCCUCAUCGCGCUGCACCUCUACAACAGCGGCCGGCGCCGGCGCGCGCGAGAGGGUCGCCGCCUCCAUCGCAGCCUGGCAAUCUACGUCGGCGGUGCGGACGACGAGGCGCCUUCUCCACGGGGGCUCGACCCCGCGGUGCUCCGGGCGCUCCCCGUGGUAGCCGCAGCCGUCGGCGCCGGGGACUGCGCGGUCUGCCUCGCCGAGUUCGAGCGCGGCGAGGAGGCGCGCGCGCUGCCGCGGUGCGGCCACCGGUUCCACGUCGAGUGCAUCGACGCCUGGUUCCGCGGGAACUCCACGUGCCCCUUGUGCCGCGCCGCCGUCGAGGCGCCGGACGACGCCGAGGCCCGUCCCGAGGUGCGCGUCGAUGUGGCGGCCGACGACGACGCCGCGGCCAAGGGCGGAGCGCCGGCGACAGGGAGGAUGUCCAGCGGCACGGAGCUUGACAAGACGAGGCGGGUCUCUGCUUCCACCCGAUCCGCUUCCUUCUGACGUGCCCAUGGAUGCGAGGAAGCUUCCUUGCUCCUUCCGACACCAGCGUCGAGGACCAUCAUCAGUUUUGGAGCAUUUAUUCCAUCUGACUGUGCAUAUUUUUGUGUUGGUGAUGAUGCUCGGUGUGGCUAAUUUUCUACAACAAAUUUGGUACAUUGAUUUUUUAGGCGAAUUUGGCACGUAGUUAGUAUUGCACUAGAAGAAAUAACGCUCAUGGUGAUGUGCUUCGUUGCUCUAUUAUUGAAUGUAUUGUUUGAAGAUUGUUUGAUGUAAUCUUCAGGGUGAAAACGUACGAUCUGAACUCAAGUAGUUGAAUUUGGCGACGGCAGCGAUUGCGCGCCAUUCACUUCCUAGAGGCAUUA
This is a messenger RNA of Triticum dicoccoides, 1118 nucleotides long. Its product is annotated as RING-H2 finger protein ATL2-like. Gene Ontology annotation, biological process: protein ubiquitination. Lineage: Eukaryota; Viridiplantae; Streptophyta; Magnoliopsida; Poales; Poaceae. The coding region runs from base 52 to 756 and encodes 234 amino acids. The record is from RefSeq and is a predicted model, not a curated record. The transcript has a single exon.